Meloidogyne enterolobii is the source of this 2736-nucleotide messenger RNA. NCBI's taxonomy places the organism in Eukaryota, Metazoa, Nematoda, Chromadorea, Rhabditida, Meloidogynidae. The record is from the annotation of a GenBank genome assembly.
UUUUCUUUACUUAAAUUUGUUCAUCUUGCCUAUAAUUAUUGGGCAAUAUUUAUUGUUCGGAAUUCCAAGGCCAUAAUUGCAAUAUGUACAUUAAUUACUCUUUUAUGUACUUUAAAAGUUGUUAUGACACAAUAUAAAAAUGAUAUAACAGGAUAUACACCUUAUGGAGCUCGUUCUAGACAAGAAUUAGCCAUUCGAGAACAUUUUUUCAAUGACAAAGAUGGAGGAGGAUCCCCUUUUGGAGUAUUUUUGUUACUUUUACCAAAAAAACAAAAUAAUAAAGAUAAUGAUAAUUUUUUAAACGAAAAAAUGUUGAAUGAAGCAAUUAAAGUUGAUGAUAUUGUUAAUCAAAAUUUUCCUUUAUUUAAUUUAAACAAAAACCGUUCCGAAACUUUUUCUCAAUUUUGCCGUGAUUUUUGUGAAUUAAAUGAACCUUUGAGGAGAUUUCAAGAAGGGUUUCAACAUCAAAUACAACGUUUAGAAUCUAAUGAAACAUUAAAUCCUAAUAUUAAACUUAAUUAUCCUUUGAGUAGUAUUUUUGGGAGAACAUUUAACAUUCAGCCAAAUUUCUUCGGUAUUCAUUUAAAUACAAACAAUACUAACAACAACAGCAACAAUAUUGAAUUAUCUAAUAUGGCCAAAGUUGAAAUGGUUGCAUUAAUAUAUAAAGCAGAAAGAGUUGGGGGAUGGUCUGAUGAUGAAGUUAAAAAUUGGCAAUUGUCUGUAUCUAAAUAUUUUGAUGAUGAAAAAUUUAAUAGUUCUUUAAUUCGUGUUUUGAGUGUUUCUACAGCUUAUGUUGAAGUAGAAGUUGUUCGUGCUGGAUUAACUAUGCUUCCUUUUAUUAUUGUUGGUUUUGUAAUUAUGCUUUGUUGUUCUUCUGUUUUUGUUCUUUUAUCUGCUUCUUAUAUGAAUCAAUUUAAUUAUAAAAGACUUUGGUUAGCAUUAAUGGCUUGUUUGUGCCCUUUAAUGGCUAGCGGAACUGCUUUAGGUCUUUUAUUUCUUUUUGGUGUUCGUUUUGGCACAGUUCUUUGUGUUACUCCUUUUCUUGUUCUUGCAAUUGGUGUUGAUGAUGCUUAUUUAAUGAUACAUGCUUGGCAAAGAAUUAAAUCAAAAGAAAAAGAAAUAAAUCGAGGAAUUAUUGAAACAAUUAAGGAAAGGGUUACUAAAAGAAUGGCUUUGGUAUUAGUCGAUACUGGGCCUGCAAUUUUAAUUUCUGCUUUAACAAAUAUUUGUGCAGAUGCAAUAGGAUCAUUUACUGGAUCCCCAGAAAUUACACUUUUAUGUAUGGGAAGUAUGGCUGCAAUUACUGUUGAUUUUAUAUAUCAAAUUACUUUUUAUGCGGCAGUUAUAGCAUUAUUAGACGAAUCAGAAUUAAAAUCAGAACAAUUAAAUGAGAAUAAUAGAAAAUUAUGUUUGAGUAUAUUAAUUGGUUCUAAAGGAAUUUGUAAAAAUAAAACAAUUAAUCAAAGACCUAAAAAUAAGAUAUCCAAUAAUUUAUAUUUAAAUCUAAAGAACCAAUUAAACAAAACAACAAAACAAUAUGUUGGAUUUAUUAUGAACCCUUUAAUUUCUUUUAUUAUUUGCUUGUUUUGGAUUAUUUUUGUUAUAUUUUCUGUUAUUGGUGUUUCUCAUUUUAAAGUAAAUUUAAGCACGAAAAAACUUUUUGCAAGUGAUUCUUUACUUCUAGAGAUUGACCAUUACCGUGAACAACAAAUCGUUCCAUUAUUUACUAUGGCAACAAUUUUCGUUAAUAAUCCUGGUAAUUUAUCUAAUCCUGCACAAAUUCAACGUUUAAAUAAACUUGUUAAUGAAAUGGAAAGUUUACCAGAAAGUUGGGGGUCUUCAAGUACAAAUUAUUUUAUUAGACAUUUAUCUGAUUUUUUGGGAGAGGAAUCUUUAAAUGAUUUAAAUAAUGGAUUGAUAAAUGAAUUUUUGAAAUGGCCAGAGAAUAAACAUUGGAAGGCUUUUGUUAGGACAGAUGGAGAAAAUGGAACUUUAAAACGUUUUUUCUUUACAACUGCUUAUCAUGGAGAAAGUCUUAAAGAAUGGGCAGAACGUGCUAAUCUUCAAAAUAAAUGGCGUGAUAUUAUCGAUAAAUACAGUGAUUUAAAUGCUACUGUUUUCAACGAUGAGGGGUUAUUCCUCGAUUUAAUUAAUAAUAUGCCAACAGAUGCAUGGCAAUCAGCACUAGCAACAUUAAUUUGUAUGACAACAAUUUGUGCAUUAUUUAUGGGAGGAGAAUGGAGAACAGUUAUUUUAGCUGGUAUAAGUAUUGGCUCUAUAAUUUUGGGUACAUUGGGUAUUCUAGCUUGGAUGGAUAUUACUAUGGAUCCAAUUAUGAUGGCUGCUUUAGUAAUCUCAAUUGGAUUUAGUAUAGACAUCCCUGCCCAUGUUUCAUAUCACUUCUACAGUUCUGGUUUUGAUUUACCAAAACCAAUCAACAAAAAUGACCGACAUUUAUUCCUCAAUCAACGUUUAACAACUACUUUACUUGCUGUUGGAAUACCAGCAUUACAAGCAGCAAUAUCAACAUCAUUUUGUGUUCUUGCAUUAUUAUUAGUUCCUCUUUAUAUGGCACAAAUAUUUGUUAAAAUAAUGUUUUCUUGUAUUAUUCUUUGUGUUAUUCAUUCUUUAAUAUUAAUUCCUGCACUAAUUGUAUUGUCUGAUGGAAUUUUUUGGAAUUUAUCUUUACUUUGCCAUAACACAGAAUCUGUGCCAAAUUCUAUAGAAAGUUAA